GGAAGAAGAAGCAAUUAAACUGGAUGGCCUAUCGGUAGCACAAAUGAAAGAGAUACGAGCUAAAGCAGAGCAGUUCCAGUUUCAGGCUGAAGUGAACCGUAUGAUGAAGUUGAUCAUCAACUCACUUUAUACAAAUAAGGAGAUCUUCCUGCGUGAACUGAUUUCGAAUGCGUCGGAUGCAUUGGACAAGAUUCGACUCAUCUCUUUGACUGAUCCAGAAGCACUGUCGGCCACUGAUGAACUCUCUAUCAGAAUAAAGGCCGACCGCGAGAACCAUUUGCUGCACGUGAUCGAUACGGGUAUUGGUAUGACUCAUGAUGAGUUGGUGUCGAAUUUGGGUACAAUCGCACGUUCGGGUACUUCGGAAUUCCUCUCAAAACUGCUCGAU
Anisakis simplex (herring worm) is the source of this 388-nucleotide messenger RNA. The record is from the annotation of a GenBank genome assembly. Lineage: Eukaryota; Metazoa; Nematoda; Chromadorea; Rhabditida; Anisakidae.